AUGGGGGAAACUCUUUUCCUUUUUCUUAUAUCAAUUACUCAUGUUUCAUUAUUAUUAAACUCGGUUAUCGCUGUGUAUCCAAAGAAAGGGUUUAGCAUAAAGAUGAUUCAUAGAGACUCCAAAGAAUCGCCUUUAUAUCCAGGUGACCAUUUAACAAGAGGCGAGAGGCUUCAGAGACUCGUAGAACAAUCCAAAGCUCAAGCACGUUACAUCGAGUCACAAAUAUUACUCCAUGACAAUGUUACACUCUCCAUGAAUCCUGAUGUUGUACGUUUGCCUGUAGUUUAUGAACCAAUUAAGUUUUACGUUGCAAUGGUCGGUUUAGGUACAUUUAAUGAUAGCCAAAAAACAGUCAAGAAUUAUUAUUUGAUGAUUGAUACAGGUAGUGAUCUGACUUGGCUUCAAUGUGAAGGUGCCAUUAAAGCGUUCAAUCAAGACAUGCCACUUUAUCCUUGGAACUCGUCAUCUACAUAUCGUCCUAUUCCUUGUGAUACUCAUCCUCUUUGCAAGGGAGACAUGUGCAAUGCUGAUGGCCAAUGCAUUUAUAAAGUACGCUAUGGGAGUGGAUCAGUUACAUCUGGUAUCUUAGCGAUAGAAAAAUUUACUCUAGGCUCCAAUACUGGUGGCCUUGAAAGAAUUGAUUUAGAAAUGGGUUGUGGAUUUCGCCAGGAUAAUUUUAAAAACUUUAUCGGUAAGAAUCAUUUACGUGGCAAACCUGAUCUUAUAGCAGGAAUACUCGGUUUAGGACCAGGAUCAUGGUCUUUUCUAAAUCAAUUAGGUGCCGCUGGAGAAGGAAAAUUUUCCUACUGCUUCGAGGCGUUUAAGUAUUAUAUUGAGGGAUCAAAUACAUAUUUAAGGUUCGGUGCUGAUGCAACAAUUGGAGGUGCAUCUCAAGAAGUACGUACAACUCCCAUUGUUGUGCCUCAGUUUCGAUCAUAUCAGUAUUACUUAAAUCUAGAAGAUAUUAGUGUAGGUAGCAAAAGAAUAAACUUUCCUAGUGGUACUUUUGAGAUUAAAUCUCGAAGAGAAGGCGGUGCUAUCAUAGAUACUGGUGCUAUAAUAUCCCAUAUGUAUAAAGAUCAUUUUGAUAUAGUUUCCGAUUUGGUGAAGACACAUUUUAAAGAGCUUGGGGUUGAAUAUAUUGGUGCCAUGGGAAGUCUUGAUGUUUGUUUCCGUCUACGUGGAAGAUUUGAUAUUCAUAACUAUCCUUCCAUAACACUUCAUUUUCAACAGGCCGAUUAUUUUAUUCCAGAUUAUAAAGCUAAUUUUGUGAUGUUGUCUAUCGAAACUAUCUGCUUCGGCUAUCUCCGGAGUGAUAAAAAUAGGUUUAUUUUAGGAUCAAUGCAACAAGCUAAUAAACGGAUUUUGUAUAACAUUAUGGAUCGUUCACUCUCAUUCGCCGAAGAGUAUUGCACAUUAGAUUCAUGA
Molecule: messenger RNA, 1428 nt
Organism: Papaver somniferum (opium poppy)
Lineage: Eukaryota; Viridiplantae; Streptophyta; Magnoliopsida; Ranunculales; Papaveraceae
Product: aspartic proteinase CDR1-like
Exons: 1
Coding region: 1-1428 (475 amino acids)
Cellular component (GO): extracellular region
Source: RefSeq, a predicted model, not a curated record